Molecule: messenger RNA, 1145 nt
Organism: Rotaria sp. Silwood1
Lineage: Eukaryota; Metazoa; Rotifera; Eurotatoria; Philodinida; Philodinidae
Source: the annotation of a GenBank genome assembly
AAUAUCAAUACCAAAAAACAUUAUUGAUAUUGAAGGUAACCGUUUAUUAUUUAUCUAUAUAACCAUCGGACUUGUGAAUCUCGUUAAACUAUAAACAAAUAAUCAUUCUGCAUGUAAAGAUUAAUUAAGACAGAUAAAUGAACUGUUUAGACUAGUAAUGUUUAAUUGACUACGUAUCCGUUCAAAAUUGAGAAUGUUUUUUCACUUAUGUUAAAUAUGACAUCAAUAAUAAUAUUUACCAAUCAAUUGUAAUAGAAAAACCUAACGGAUUAGAGUUGAAUGAGCUCGUUGUUUUCAUAAUCCAGUUUUUAAUUCUACAUAGGAAAGUUGCAAUUUGUAUAUGUUUUGCUUUAACAAUUAUGGUUACAGAAUCUGAAAUCAUUUGUCUUACUGAAAUAAUAAAAAAGAAGCUAUCGAUUUUUAUCAAUCAAAAAAUAAGUGAUAUUAGAAUAACUAUGGAAAUAUACACAGAAGAUCAAUCUAUCAUUAGUGGUAUCGUGGAUCCUUUCUUAAUUAUUUGUUUGUUGGUUUAACGUAUAAUGAUAAAAAAAACAAAAUGUCAAGAAUCGAUUGAUUGUUUGUUUUUUGUUUCAAUAUAGGAUCAUGAAAAAGAAAAAAGUUAACAAUCAAUUGAUUACGUAGAAACAAGCAUAACCACAAAGAACAGAAAAAGUAAAUCAAUUGAUGUUUUUUAGUUUAAACGGAUAAUCACAAAAAAAGAAAUCGCCAAAUGUUAUCAAUGAAUUUAGUGUUUUCACGCAUAACCACAAAGGGAACAAUCAAUUGUUUGUAUGUAAACGCGCAUAACCAAAAAAGAGAAGAACACCUAAAUCGGUGGAUUGUUUUAGUUUAAACGAACCAUCACAAAAAAAGAAAUAAUCCAGUGUUAAUGUUUCAAUGAAUAAUCUCAAAAAAAAACUGAGCAAUCAAUUGAUUAUAUGUUUACAUGCAUAACCACAAAAAAACGUAAAUCAGUCGUUUGCUUUAAUUAAACGGGUAACCAUGAAAGAGAUAACCAAACUAGGGGUGUCGCAUUAGCAUUAGCAUUAGCAUUAAUUAAUGCUAAUACUAAUGCUUUUGCAUUAGCAUUAACAGUUAACACUAAUGCUUUAGCAUUAAUGGCAUUAGAGUUAAUUAAUGCUUAG